CGCGAGUCCAAACUCCAUCCAGUUUGACAAUUGAUUCAUAAAACAGCGCACGUCGCGCCGUUUUCGUAGAUAUUGUAAGAUCAAAACAAACAGAAUUACAUAUGUACAGUGAGUAACAAAAGUGAAAAUAAAUGACAAUAUUAUGUAUAUGAAUAGUACCUAUCAGGUAUAUUGCAACUGAACUGCGAUAAUCAAAAUAACCUCUUAAAAGUGCGUUGAACUUAUAUGUGACAAAUGACAAUACUGAACUGCGCUAACAAUAAUCUUUUUGUAAAAUAAAUGAAGUAAUAAUAAAACAAAACAUACUAUUUAUUAGGUAGAUAUGUGAUUAUUUUUGUCAAUCAAACAAGCAACAUGACUAAACUCUUCUACACAAUUUUGACGAGCGCGCCAAAAUUAAAGUCCGCUCCUUCUUUUAUAAGGAAACUGAGCACCCAGAUUCCUACUAAAGAAGUACGAAUACCAGUGCAAUAUGGACAUAUUGCGGGGAAGCUAUGGGGUAACGGUGACCAGCGACCUAUACUGGCAUUACACGGAUGGCAAGACAAUGCUGGCACCUGGGACCCUCUGAUCCCGAUGAUCAUUAAAGACAGACCAAUAUUAGCUUUGGACUUUCCUGGACACGGAUUGUCGUCCUGGACGCCUGGUCUAACAUACAACGAAUGGGAAUGGCCAAGAUUAAUUUUAUAUCUUAAAGAAUACUUCAAGUGGGAUAAAGUUUCCAUUCUAUCUCACUCUAUGGGAUCAAUAGCGGCGACGCGAUUCGCAAGCGUGUUUCCCGAGGACGUCGAUUUUUACAUAGCAAUAGACAGUUUUAUAUUAGAAAACAUAAAUACCAAUACUUUAGUAGAAAAAAUAUACCCAAAGUUACUACAAAAGGCAUUUGUCACCGACCAUUGGUUGGAUAAGGAACCACCAUCUUACACGUUGGACGAAAUAGCAAACAUGUGGCACUUAGCAACGAGGAAGUCUAUAGCGUUAGACAGUGUUCAGCACCUGAUGAAAAGAGGUGUAAAGCAAUCAAAAACCGACCCCAAUAAACAUUAUUUCUCCCGAGACCCUAGGCUAAAGUACGUGAUCCUCAUUCCUGAAGAUAGAAGGUUUACAGAAGCCCUCAUACGAAGAAUAAAGUGCCCGAUGCUGUUCCUGAAAGCGACAGACUCUCCUUUUUCUGCCGGCAAAUUUUCUAUUGCAAUGCGUGAAAUGAUAGAGAAACAGAACGAUAAAUACGAAUUUCACUUCGUGCCCGGCAAACAUCACGUUCAUUUAAAUAAUCCUGAAGUAGUGGCUCCUCUAAUUAAUAAUUUCUUACAAAAACAUAAUUUGGACUUUUAAAUUUAUGCUAAUAAUAUAAUAAAAAGACCUAUCUGAUUCUGUGAUGAAUGAGCUUAUGUUAUUGGAAAGAUUGGCGAAAUAUUCAUUAAAUACAUCCAUGUAAUUGUGAUGAAUUGAGAUUCAAUAAAAGAAACUGAUUUGAUCUCCAGUGAUUACAAUUAAUCCAGCCUAAAUUGGGGCUUUAGUUUGCUUAUUAGAUUUUACUAAAAGUAUUAUAGCAUGACAAGCGAUAAUAAUUAUAACGACGGGUAAUCUACAAUAAGGACAUACUUAUUAUUUAUAUUUAUACAUGAUGAAGUGCAUAUAUUAUCAGAUAAUUGGAAGGUUUACUUCCUAUGUACCUACAACAGCAUAAUAAAUCGUUUUGAUUUCCCUAUUUAUUAAAAUAAAUAAAUUAUAUAAAU
Messenger RNA from Spodoptera frugiperda (fall armyworm), 1739 nucleotides. Its product is annotated as serine hydrolase-like protein. The transcript is spliced from 3 exons. The coding region runs from base 355 to 1335 and encodes 326 amino acids. NCBI's taxonomy places the organism in Eukaryota, Metazoa, Arthropoda, Insecta, Lepidoptera, Noctuidae. The record is from RefSeq and is a predicted model, not a curated record.